This is a messenger RNA of Pseudozyma flocculosa PF-1, 1167 nucleotides long. RefSeq lists its product as uncharacterized. Lineage: Eukaryota; Fungi; Basidiomycota; Ustilaginomycetes; Ustilaginales; Ustilaginaceae. Gene Ontology annotation, cellular component: mitochondrion. Gene Ontology annotation, molecular function: magnesium ion binding; isocitrate dehydrogenase (NAD+) activity; NAD binding. The transcript is spliced from 3 exons. The record is from RefSeq and is a predicted model, not a curated record. Gene Ontology annotation, biological process: tricarboxylic acid cycle; isocitrate metabolic process. Bases 1 to 1167 code for a protein of 388 amino acids.
AUGUUCUCCGCUCCCGCCUUCCGCAUGGCUAGCGCCUCGAUGUGCAAGCGACCCAGCGUCGCUACUUCGUCGCUCGCCAAGUCGACCUCGUUCAUGACCACCCGCGGCCUCGCCAUGCCCGUCACGAACGCACCCACCUCGGCCUACGCCAAGGAGAAGGGCCCCGACGGCAACUACACCGUCACCCUCAUCCCCGGCGACGGCAUCGGACCCGAGGUCUCCAACGCCGUCAAGGAGAUCUACAAGGCCGCAAAGGUCCCCAUCAAGUGGGAGGAGGUCUCGGUCGCCCCCUUCAUCAAGAACGGCAAGCAGACCAUCCCCGAGGAGUCGAUCGUCUCGAUCAAGAAGAACACUGUCGCCCUCAAGGGUCCCCUCGCCACCCCCAUCGGAAAGGGACACGUCUCGCUCAACCUGACCCUCCGCCGCACCUUCCACCUCUUCGCCAACGUCCGACCUUGCAAGUCGAUCGAGGGCUACAAGACGGCCUACGACAACGUCGACACUGUUCUCAUCCGUGAGAACACCGAGGGAGAGUACUCGGGCAUCGAGCACGAGGUCGUCGACGGCGUCGUCCAGUCGAUCAAGCUCAUCACCUACGAGGCUUCCGAGCGUGUCGCCCGCUACGCCUUCCACCACGCCCAGCAGAACGGCAGGAACAAGGUCACCGCCGUCCACAAGGCCCCCAUCAUGAGGAUGUCGGACGGCAUGUUCCUCCACGCCUGCCGACAGGUCGCCAAGGAGUACCCCGACAUUGCCUACGACGAGGAUCUGCUCGACCGCGCCUGCCUCCGCAUCGUCCAGGACCCGGCGCCGUACGCCGACCGCGUCAUGGUCAUGCCCAACCUGUACGGCGACAUUCUCUCGGACAUGUGCGCCGGCCUGAUUGGCGGUCUCGGCCUGACGCCCUCGGGCAACAUUGGCAAAGACGCCUCGAUCUUUGAGGCCGUCCACGGCUCCGCGCCCGACAUUGCCGGCCAGGACAAGGCCAACCCCACUGCGCUGCUGCUCAGCUCCAUCAUGAUGCUGAGGCACAUGUCGCUCUUUGACAAGGCCACGCAGAUUGAGAACGCCGUCUUCAAGACGAUCGCCUCGGGCGACAGGACGGGAGACCUCGGCGGCAAGCUCGGCACCAAGGCGUUCACCGAGAGCAUCAUCUCGCGCCUCUGA